Messenger RNA from Thelazia callipaeda (thelaziosis nematode), 1188 nucleotides. NCBI's taxonomy places the organism in Eukaryota, Metazoa, Nematoda, Chromadorea, Rhabditida, Thelaziidae. The record is from the annotation of a GenBank genome assembly.
AUGGUGUUUGCACCAGUUUGCGGCUAUUUUGGCGAUCGCUACAAUCGAAAACUUAUAAUGCAAAGUGGUUUGAUUAUUUGGACGCUUUCUGUUUUACUAUCGACAUUUUGUAGUCCUGCACAUUUUUAUCUGUUCAUGCUCUGCCGUGGUAUAGUAGGAAUUGGCGAAGCAUCUUUUGCGACUGUUGCACCGACAAUAAUAGCGGAUAUGUUUGAGGGGAAUCAACGAAGUACAGCUUUAAUGGUUUUCUACUUUGCAAUACCUAUUGGAAGUGGUUUGGGAUUUAUUAGUGGUGCAACUAUUUCACUUUGGACAGGAGUUUGGCAAUGGGGUGUUCGUCUGACAUCUAUUUUGGGUGUUAUAAGCUUCCUGCUACUUUAUCAUGCUGUUGAGGAACCAGUACGUAGCGUAAUUGAUGACUCCAGCUCUGAAGAGUCUUAUUUCUUUGAAGAUGUGAAAUAUCUGCUCACUGUACCGACAUUUAUCACCACUACUAUUGGAUUAACUGCAGUCGUCUUUAUGACUGGAUGCGUUGCGUGGUGGGCACCCACGCUAAUGGAACAUGCAUGGGCUGUACAGCACAGUACUAGCCAUGUCAGUAAUGAAAUUAAGGCUAGGAUUGGAUUAGUAUUUGGAUUAAUCACAUGUCUAGCUGGUUUUGUUGGUGUUCUUGGUGGUUCUGCAUUAUCUCAGAUGUGGCGAUCAGGUUUUAGAAUAUUGCCUAAAAACCUUCAUGCUGACCCACAUGUCUGCGCUUUGGGUGCUUUUUUAGCUAUACCAUUCUUGUAUUUGGCUCUUGUACUCUCACCAAAUUAUACGGCUAUUUCCUUGGUCUUCACUUUUUUGGGCACAACAUGUUGUUGUAUGAAUUGGGCCGUCAAUAUGGAUAUCUUAAUGUAUGUUGUCAGUUUACGUCGAAGAUCGAUUGCUUCAGCUACUCAGACGUUGAUUUCUCACCUUUUUGGCGAUGCUUCCUCUCCUUAUAUUGUGGGACUGAUAUCAGAUAGGAUUCGCGAAGUUACAGGAAAUGAAAGGUCUGUUAUUGCAAAUUUUAUUGCUCUACAGCGCUCGCUGUUUGUGCCAAAUUUCGUACUUUGUUUGGGUGGUUUUAUGUAUUUGGUGUCAACAUUUUACAUUGAUCAAGAUAAGGAAAAUGCAGAUAGAUUGACGAUUGGUACAUUUAUGUAG